This is a messenger RNA of Penicillium taxi, 1332 nucleotides long. RefSeq names its product serum paraoxonase/arylesterase family protein. NCBI's taxonomy places the organism in Eukaryota, Fungi, Ascomycota, Eurotiomycetes, Eurotiales, Aspergillaceae. The record is from RefSeq and is a predicted model, not a curated record. The transcript has 2 exons. The coding region runs from base 1 to 1332 and encodes 443 amino acids.
AUGGAGGAGGAGACUCGGUUCCUUCCAGAGGCUCCUUACGUUGUUUGCUCUACUCUAUUCAUACAUCAUUUCGACGCCAUGAUAUUCCCCCAUGUAUUCGGCAUAAUCCUGAUUGCUAUUUUAGCAACGUUCUUUCUUCCGAUUGGAACUCAUAUUUCAACAACUUUAGGUGCUUUUUACACCCCGGUUCCGACGGUUCUGGGUGAAGGUCAGGGUCCGUUCUACAUUAAAGAUACCGUCCAUUGCGAGGAUGUACACCACUACCAUCCUGCGAACUUGCUUUUCACUGCAUGCGAGGAUUCCAAGGAUACACGCUUGGGCUGGUUUCCUGCCGUGGGUCAUCUAAAGCCCCAAAUGCCAGCUCGUGGAUCCAUCCACGUUGUUGAUCCAAAGACAAUGCAAUCAACUCGAUUGGCGUUCGAAGGCUUCUAUGGUUCAUUUGUGACGCAUGGAAUCGAUGUCAUUGAAGACCCUUCACAGAAAGAUGCUGUUUACAUCUUUGCCGUCAACCAUCUGCCCAACCCGGAAUACUUCGAGGCAGCUAAUCCUUCUGAGGAGAUCCCCAAAGCCCGUUCUCAGAUAGAGCUAUUCCAUCAUAUCCUGCAGUCGGAAACUGUGCAACAUGUCCGUUCAAUUCUGAAUCCGCUCAUCACCACCCCGAAUGACAUCUAUGCCGUCAGCCCAACGUCUUUCUACGUUACCAAUGACCAUUUCUACCGCGAGGGAGCCAUGCGUUUGGUCGAAGAUGUAUAUCCCUCCGCAAAAUGGUCUAGCAUCACCCACGUCCAGCUCACAGAUCUGAAAUCAACAGAUUCAACAGCCGGCCUAGAGGCAUCAGUUGCGCUGGACGGACUAUGGAACAAUAACGGUCUCGGCCACGGCCGUACAGAGCAGGAAGUAGUCAUCUCUAGCGCUAUAGGUGGUCAGCUAUACAUUUCCCAAUGGCACGAGACCAACAACACUAUCUCCGUUCAGACUACUCUCGCCUUUGAUUGCGUCGCCGACAACCCAAGCUACUAUUCGGAUCCGUACCGUACUACGGAAGAUGACGCUAGCGGCUUUGUGGUUACCGGCAUUACGAGAGCCUUUUACAUAGGUCUAGGGGAGAAGUAUAGGACUCAUCUGAACUCGAUUAAGGUUUGGUAUGCCCGGCUGAAUGGGCAGGGAAAUUGGGAGAAGAAGGUGCUUUUUGAGGAUGAUGGAGAGAGGAUUCAGACUGCUAGUACUGUUGUAUUGGUUCCUAUUGAGUCUGUGGAUGGUCAGAAGUUGGCUUGGUGCUUUGUUACUGGAUUUAUGUCGGAGAGUAUGAUUGCGGUGAAGGUUGAGCUGUAG